AUGUCAAUUCCUGGUAUGACAUACGGCGCUGUCCUUAACACCCAUGCCAAUCGCCGUCGUGCCACUACCAAGCCUGUUGCUCCCACAACCUCAUGUUUGCCUGAAAAGGCCGCCCAGACGCCUGCUGAUGGCCGCAGUGAGCCCCAUCAGCAGAAGCGCAGUCGCAGCGAGGAGUCCCUCAGGGAAACCCCUCCUGCUAAAAUGCCUUCUCUAGUUACCGCUUCAGGGUCGCUGGAAAAAACCCGGGUGCCGGCUGCAGCCGCCAUCCCCGCACUAGCGGCCCCGGCUGUCUCUGAGCCGGUGACUGCUGCUGCCAAAGGUCAAGGUGCAGCCCUGCCGGCGCCCGUGUCCUCAGCCUCCGCACAGUCCAUGCCGGGGGCUCCAUCCGUGCCCCGCUCCCUUGCCGCUUCUUCGGGGUGGCGGAAGGUUGAGGGGUGCAGGGAGUCGCCGUUAGGAGCAUACGCUCAUCCUCCCCCACGCAAUUACAGUGCCAUAUACUCGCCAGCAGAUCCCACACAAGCUCCUUCGGGAGUGCACCACUCGAUCAGCAAGACCUCCUGA
Messenger RNA from Eriocheir sinensis (Chinese mitten crab), 561 nucleotides. Its product is annotated as 30S ribosomal protein S3-like. NCBI's taxonomy places the organism in Eukaryota, Metazoa, Arthropoda, Malacostraca, Decapoda, Varunidae. The coding region runs from base 1 to 561 and encodes 186 amino acids. The record is from RefSeq and is a predicted model, not a curated record. The transcript is spliced from 3 exons.